Molecule: messenger RNA, 822 nt
Organism: Ipomoea nil (Japanese morning glory)
Lineage: Eukaryota; Viridiplantae; Streptophyta; Magnoliopsida; Solanales; Convolvulaceae
Product: 28 kDa heat- and acid-stable phosphoprotein-like
Exons: 8
Coding region: 201-686 (161 amino acids)
Cellular component (GO): cytosol
Molecular function (GO): RNA binding
Source: RefSeq, a predicted model, not a curated record
UUACUAGGGUUUCUGAUUUCUCCUGAAACUCAAUUAUUAUUGAAAAGAAAAAGGGGAAAAGUGAAAAUCCGCAGUAAAACUUUUCACAGAAAGCAGCGAAGCUCUUCUUCUCUCCUCCUUACAGUCGUCGGCUUCAGUCUUAUUCGGUAGAAAAUUCACUGCAAAAAAAAAAAAAAAAAAAAAGCUAAGCAUAAGCGGCCAUGGGGAGGGGAAAGUUCAAGGGAAAGCCCACCGGUCGGCGCCAAUUCUCCACUCCUGAGGAGAUGAUGGCUGGUACAUCAUCUCGUCCUCGAACUUUUAAAAAGGUAGAAGAUGAAGUUGAGGAAGCAGAGAGAUCAGAGUCUGAAGAGGAAUCUGGAGGAUCUGAUGAAGAAUCAGAAAAACGGAAGGGUACACAGGGCAUCAUUCAGAUUGAAAAUCCUAAUCUGGUCAAGCCUAAGAAUCUGAAAGCCAAAAAUGUGGAUAUUGAGAAAACCUCAGAACUUUCCAGACGUGAGAGGGAAGAGAUAGAGAAGCAGAAAGCUCAUGAGCGGUACAUGAAGCUCCAAGAACAAGGGAAAACAGAACAAUCUAGGAAGGAUUUAGAUCGUUUGGCCAUGAUAAGGCAAGAAAGAGCAGAAGCUGCUAAAAAACGAGAAGAGGAGAAAGCUGCUAAAGAGCAGAAGAAGUUGGAAACUCGCAAAUGAUGAAUUCAAGAUUUUAGGUUCUAGUUAUAUGUACUCCCUCCAUCCCAUUUUACAUGUCUUACUUUCCUUUUUAGUUUGUCACAAAAUAUUGUCUUCUUAACAAAAUUGAACAUAAUUAUCCUUCUACAUUUUCCAA